AUGGCACCCAGACGUGGUGGUGGUUCCUACAGUGGCGGCAGCAGCUCCAGCUCUUCAAGCUCUAGCUCAUGCAGUGGCUCCGCAUUUAGCUCCCAAGCAGCCCAAAUUACCAUCGCGUUCCAUGCGCUUUUCUUCCUUGUCUUCUGUGGGCUGUUUUGCUUCGCGAGCUUCAAAUUGAUCCGGAGCAAGCAGAAAGGAAGAGCUUUACGACGAUGGUUCCCUCUCGGUUUCUCGAUCGUCUUCAGUAUCGUUGCAGUCAUCCUUAAUAUCGUACUCCUGGCUCUAAUACAAUGCGACAUCACAUCGAUCACCGUGUAUCAGCUUGUCAGCCUUGUGCCAGGCUGGCUCUCCGCCCUGGCAUACUUCCUCCUCAUUGCCCUGAUCAUGGUCCCAAUCUGCAAGCGCCUGGUUCAGGGUAACAGAAAAAUCGCAAAAAUGGUCACCAUCGUCCAUUCCAUCUACGUCGUCGUGCUUGGGAUUAUCCUCCUCUGCCAUCUGGCUAUCUACACUCAUCUCGUUGAUGCAUCGUAUCGCGGUACCUUGGUUAGUGGUAGCACAUUACGAUACCAUCAAAUCAAACUAGCCACGGCAUAUGCCGUGCUCGCCGUAAUUGGCAUGCUAAUGGCAGCUGCGAAUAUGCUUUUCGCGCUGACCCGUGGCCAUCAUUUGAGACGAGGGAUCCUCUUCCCCGCUAUCAUACUCCUAAUCCUAUCGUCACUGGGAAUGACGGUUCUCGACCUCGCCAACCACAUCAUUAUCGAUUACCUACAAGCAGAAUAUAUAAGCAAGGGAAUCGACGCAUAUAACCGCUCCUUGGAGGCUCAGAAUUUCCUGGGGUAUUUCUUCUACUCAGUGACCUUUCUCAUGGCUCUUCUUGUCGCCUCGUCGAAGCAAUUAUCCGAUAAUACCUCUACCGGGCCUGUUAAGCACCUCCAGAACCAACAGAAGUAUCCUGGGGUCUCGCAGGCUCAACAGCCUUAUCGGGCUUAUCGGCCACAGGGUCAGGCGAAGAUGCACAAUGGUUAUCAGUAG
Molecule: messenger RNA, 1032 nt
Organism: Aspergillus oryzae RIB40
Lineage: Eukaryota; Fungi; Ascomycota; Eurotiomycetes; Eurotiales; Aspergillaceae
Exons: 3
Coding region: 1-1032 (343 amino acids)
Source: RefSeq, a predicted model, not a curated record